UCAACUACGACACAUGAACUUAGCCAAGUGGAAGGGAAACACAAGCUAACAUCGGCUAACAUUAGCCUGGAUUCAAGUCAGUUGACGUUAGCUGCUGUAGGACGCCGGGACAAACAAUAGCAGUCAACAUAGCACAACAGGCUGGUGACUAGACUGUAACGAAGCGCUCACUUUUAAGCCCAACCCGAUACGAAACAUAAAACGACACAAUGUAAUGUCUUACCCCUUCAACGGAUAAAUACAUUCGUCUGUGUGAGUGCUGGAUAUAGUCAGGCGAAGCUUCCUUGAUGACGACCAACGCAAAAAACAAAGAUGCCUUCAGCGUUCCUCUGCAGACAGACCCCACCUUUGGGUCCGAUGCCAAACGAAGAGAUGAUUGACGUCCAAAGCCUGGAGUCAAAGGAGAGGUAUCGCAGCUACACUCGUUACUUGAAACAAGCAGAGGAGGCAAAGAACCAACCCGCCUGGUGGAAGACCUACAAGAGCUACGUGGACAGAAGUGACCCCGAGCACGAUGCAGAAAAGGUAGACAUUGGACUUCCGUACUGUCGACCUGGCAGGACCAAAGAAGCGAGGGAGAGGAGGCAGGUGAUGAAGGAGAACAAGAAGAACGUCGAGCUUGAGAGGGCUUGUCGCCUGCGCACUUAUAAGAUCCCCCUGGAUCGAGUGCUGGAAACCUGGGAGAAGAGCAGCAGUGCGUUUCAUAUAAGGAGACUGGCCGACCACUACGGGGUCUUCAGGGAUCUCUUCCCCAUGGCAUAUUUCCUACCUCAGGUCCCACUCCGGAUCUACUAUAGCCAGGACAACAGUGGUCAAGUGCAUUAUGGGAAUCGGCUAACGCCAACAGAAGCAGCUUCUGUCCCUCAAAUCGGCUUUGACGCGGAGGAGGGCUCCCUGUGGACCCUUCUGCUCACAUGUCCAGAUGAGCAUCUUCUGGACAAUGAGGCAGAAUAUGUCCACUGGCUAGUAGGGAACAUACCGGGCGGAGCAGUGCAGGCCGGGGAAGAGUUGUGUCACUACCUGCCCCCCUUCCCUGCCAGAGGAACGGGCUUCCACCGCUACAUUUAUGUCCUCUUCAAGCAAGAGGGGCCCAUCAACUUCCAGGAGGAUGUCAGGCCGUCGCCAUGCCAUUCUCUGGUGGAUCGCUCUUUCAAGACGACGGAUUUCUACAGAAAGCACCAGGACAACAUGACACCUGCAGGUUUGGCCUUCUUCCAGUGCCAGUGGGACGAGUCUGUCACCGAAACCUUUCACACCACACUAGACAUGAGGGAGCCAGUGUUUGAGUUCAUCCGGCCUCCAGUGUACCACCCUCCACAGGUCAAAUACCCUCAUCGACAGCCCCUUCGCUACAUGGACAGAUACCGGGAUGGCAAGGAGCACAGCUAUGGAAUAUAUUGACAAGUUGAUGAAACGCAUUUCCUUGCAAAUGUCACGUUUGGCAUAUUUAUGUGAAAAAUACAUUUUUAAAAAUGUUUCCCAACUGUGCUGAGUUUGAAUUAUUUUAAAAGCUGCCAAAUAUGUUUUUAGUCCUCUUGGUCUGUUUUUUAGUUGGAAACUGAAAAUGGAUGGAUGGAUGGAUAGGAAAACUCCACAUAUUUAUAGGUCUUUUUAAAUUGAAGGAUAAAAAUCCGAAAAGGACAGAAAAACACAGACAUAAAUUGAACAUCAAUCAUCAUCUUCCAUAUUGAACCUGCUAUAACAAUUGUAUUUAUAUCAUCCCUUACCACUAUUUUAUUUUCAAUUCAUCCUGGCUAAAACAAAUUGCAGAACAGAAAACCCCCUAUUAUGUCCUUCAAGACCAUUAAAUCAUAAUAAACAAAAUAUUGCUGACUCA
This is a messenger RNA of Cyclopterus lumpus (lumpfish), 1837 nucleotides long. RefSeq names its product 39S ribosomal protein L38, mitochondrial-like. The transcript is spliced from 9 exons. Lineage: Eukaryota; Metazoa; Chordata; Actinopteri; Perciformes; Cyclopteridae. The record is from RefSeq and is a predicted model, not a curated record. Gene Ontology annotation, cellular component: mitochondrial large ribosomal subunit. Bases 313 to 1401 code for a protein of 362 amino acids.